This is a messenger RNA of Triticum aestivum (bread wheat), 1362 nucleotides long. Its product is annotated as probable protein phosphatase 2C 48. The record is from RefSeq and is a predicted model, not a curated record. Gene Ontology annotation, biological process: protein dephosphorylation. The coding region runs from base 465 to 1196 and encodes 243 amino acids. Lineage: Eukaryota; Viridiplantae; Streptophyta; Magnoliopsida; Poales; Poaceae. The transcript is spliced from 4 exons. Gene Ontology annotation, molecular function: protein serine/threonine phosphatase activity.
CUGCUCUAGGGUUCGCCGCCCCCCGCCGCCCUGCUCCACUGUUGCCCGUCCCUCCGCCUGCCUCGCCCCCCUCCGCUACACUCACCCCUGCCCGAUCUGGAUCUGGAUGAGGCGUUGCCUCCAGUUCCUCUCAUCGCGUCCCUUGUGCCAGCCAUGGAAGAGGGGAGGAAGAAGGGGAGGGAGAGCAAGGAGGAGGAGGAGGAAGAAGAAGAAGAAGCUUCUCUGUAGAAUCAGCCGAUCGAGCGGGGCUCUUGAUCUUGGCUAGCGAGAAUGCGGCAGAUCUCGUCGAUGCUGCAGGACCUGGCCCGUUCCAUGUCUCUGGGAAAGGAGAGGAAGGUGGAGGAGGAGCACCAGGGGACGGUGCUGCGGUCGUCGGGGACGCUCUGGGGCGAGGGCUCCGAGACGUUCGCCGCCGCGUGCUCCCGCCGCGGCGAGAAGGGCACCAACCAGGACACCUCCAUCGUAUGGGAGGAUACGGGUGCCAGGACGACACCAUCUUCUGCGGCGUCUUCGACGGGCACGGCCAGUGGGGCCACUACGUCGCCAAGGCCGUCCGGGAGUCGCUGCCGCAGUCGCUUCUGUGCCGCUGGCAGGAGGCCGUCGCGCUGGCGUCGCUCAUCGACGGCGAGAAGAGGAUCAGCGACUGCCAGUUCGACCUCCUGAGGCAGUCCUACCUGGACGUUGCCGCCGCCGUGGACAAGGAGCUCUGCCGGAGCCGGCGCCUCGACGCCGUCAACAGCGGCUGCACGGCUCUGUCCAUCGUGAAGCAGGGCGACCUGGUGGUGGUCGCGAACGUCGGCGACUCGCGGGCCGUCCUUGCGACAACAUCGGACGACGGGGACGUCACGGCCGUCCAGCUCACCGUCGACUUCAAGCCCGACUUACCCCAGGAGAAGGCGCGCAUCAUGCAGUGCGAGGGCCGCGUGCACUGCCUCGACGACGAGCCCGGCGUGCACCGGGUGUGGGUGCCCCACCGGGAGGCGCCGGGGCUGGCCAUGUCGCGCGCGUCCGGCGACUACUGCGUCAAGGACCACGGCGUCAUCUCGGCGCCGGAGGUGACGCAGAGGAGGAUCACCGCCCGGGACCAGUUCGUCAUCCUGGCCAUGGCCACCGACGGGGUGUAUUUGAAGGUUGCCAGUUUAGGUGGGCCAAACAACCAGUGCGCUGAGGUCAAAAUAAGCAUGACACCAGUUUGAUUCUUUUAGGGGUCACCUACAUGGUGAAAGAUGCUCAGGCACACAUCAUUGUUGGGUUUUCCCAUUUCAUGUCAUACUUGGUCUGUAACUGAAUCUUGAGAAUUCAUUUGUAUGACUUGAUGUACAAACGUGUUAUUCAUAAUGAAAAUAAUAUCAUUGUAUGUGC